GCCUCCGUCUAUGGGCCAAGACGAUCCGUCGGGAGCUUGAAGUUUGAUAUUCGCCCCAAUGAAGACUUCAAAGCGGUCCGGGAGAGGAUGUGGGGUGUGGUUAAAGGGCUACGGGACAUGAGCAUUGUCGUGCCAAGCGUGAAGGAUUCCCCCAACCCACGACCAGCCUGGGCAGCGUUCAUGAAGACCAAGGAAGCCCGGAAGAGGUCCGCCCUUGUGAGCCAGAUCAGGAGGGUGACCACGCAGUUGGCGGCGGACUGCACCACAGAGCAAGGCGGCGAGCGGGACGAUUUUCACAAUGGAAUUUGGGAGGACAACCUGUU
Messenger RNA from Symbiodinium necroappetens, 323 nucleotides. Lineage: Eukaryota; Dinophyceae; Suessiales; Symbiodiniaceae. The record is from the annotation of a GenBank genome assembly.